UGCUACACUCUAAAAGAUGCACUACUACCGGUAUCCUUCUGCCGAAAUCAGCUGUUGGUACAAAUAUCUCCUCUUCAGCUACAACAUCAUCUUCUGGUUAGCUGGUGUUGCAUUUCUUGGAGCUGGUCUUUGGGCAUGGAGUGAAAAGGGCGUGCUGUCUGACCUGUCGAAAAUGACCCGCCUCCAUGGCUUUGAUCCUGUGUUCCUUAUCCUGUUUGUUGGAGGGGUGAUGUUCAUCCUGGGCUUUGCUGGUUGCGUGGGAGCACUGCGGGAAAAUAUUUGCCUUUUGAAAUUUUUCUGUGGCACAAUUGUGCUCAUUUUCAUUCUGGAGUUGGCCCUGGCUGUGCUGGCUUUCUUGUUCCAGGACUGGGUGAAAGCCCAGGUGGAGACGUUCUUCAACAACAAUAUUAAGGCUUACAGAGAUGACAUUGACUUGCAGAAUCUCAUAGAUUCAUUGCAGAAAAUGAACCAAUGUUGUGGUGCUCAGAGUCCAAACGACUGGAACCUUAACAUUUAUUUCAACUGCAGUAGUACAAGCAAAAGUCGUGAAAGGUGUGGGGUCCCCUUUUCAUGCUGUGUCCAAGACCCUGCUCAAAAUGUGGUGAAUACCCAGUGUGGCUAUGAUGUCAGAAAUAUGUCUUCAUCACUUUGGGGGGAACGAAUCUUCACAAGGGGCUGCAUCACUGCCCUGGAAGCCUGGCUGCCCAGAAAUAUUUAUAUCGUUGCAGGAGUCUUUGUUGCAAUUUCAUUAUUGCAGAUAUUUGGGAUUUUCCUGGCUAAGACACUGAUUUCUGAUAUUGAUGCAGUGAAGUCUGGCUUCUACUUCCCAAGAUAAAGACUAUCUGCAAAGACCAAUCAAUGUUCACUGUUUGUACCAUGACUGUAAAGAGAAAGGAAAAGAAACUUGAGGCUUAGGAAUGCAUCUAGAGCUUCAAGGCAUUAUACGUCCUUGGUUAAAAUGCUCGAUGGUAUCCUGCUCUUCUUUCUGUCCAUUUGUGAAUUGUUUUGCAGAAUUGUUUUCUUUGAAGGAGAUGCAUUUAUCCACAGCCCUCUGCAUGCUGGUGGGUGAAGACCAGAGUGUGCAACAGCGGCCUACUGAUUUCUGUCUCAGGACUACUGUCUUCAUUCUGUUUCCUCCCUCCCUCCCUCCCUCC
Molecule: messenger RNA, 1154 nt
Organism: Python bivittatus (Burmese python)
Lineage: Eukaryota; Metazoa; Chordata; Lepidosauria; Squamata; Pythonidae
Source: RefSeq, a predicted model, not a curated record